UUGAGCCAUAAUACAGAUCCACUCACUGUACAAAUUUUUAUUUAGCUCUUGAAUUUACCGGUGAUCGGAUCGGCGAUGGAUGGUGGCGACGAUGUGGAAUCUCUGUUCGAGGGGAUGGAACUUUUUACGCCGUCGUCUCAGUUCGCCGAUGGCAGCGACAAUUCACCUGCAACUUUGCCGCCUUCGAAGGUGGCGGAGGCGACACCGAUCACGACUCCGCCGGCAGAGGUGACGGAGACGAUGCCUGAGGCUCUGGAUGAAAAUCUGUUCUCCGACUUAACGAUAGUGAAUCCGGUCCAACACGCAGCUGAGCCCCUCGACGCAGUUACUCAUCCAUCCCCGUUGUCGUCUUCUUCUUCCUCGGUGAAGAAUUAUGGGCGUCAGGUGUCGCGGAGGAAGAAAAGAGCCGCUGGAUUAAGAAUCGGAUACGGGAGGCACGAAAUCAACGAAGAUGAAGAUGAUGCCGUCAGUCAACAAUCGGCUGAUUCCGUCAGUCAACAAUCGGUUGAUUCCGUCAAUCAAGUAUCGGAUUCCGUCAGUCAACAGUCGGAUUCCGUUAAUCAAGUAUCGGAUUCCGUUAUGCAAGUAUCGGAUUCCGUCGUUGAUCAGCCUUCUCUGGACUCUUCUUCUGUUGGUAGCUCGGGGAGGUUGGAAUUAGUCAAGGCUCAGAUCGAAAGGAAGCUAACCCGUGCUCGGAACUUGGCCGGAUCCGUUACUGCUUCUCGCAAGAAUGCCAUCAGGAAGAGAAGGCAAGCAUCUGAGAAUCUCAGGUUAGCUUCCACAACGCACGACGAGCUCGAGAAACAGCUUGAGGAAGCAAUUGAGGCUGAGGAUUUUGAUGCCGCUGAGAGGAUUAGUGAAAGCCUCGCGGCUGCGGAAAGAGAUAGGCUAACUCUCAUGACACUGCUCCGUCAAGCAGAAUCUGAUUGUGAUGCCAUUGAAUCUAAGAUGGAGGAAGUCCUCCUUGCUCAAAUUGCCGCUGAAGAAGAAUCUGCCUCUCUGCUUCGUAGAUUUUGCAAGGAUGCUGAGAAUGACGCUGAAUCAAUUCUGGAGAAUGCAGAAGCUUUUUGUUUAGAGGAAAUGGGGAAAUGGCAUUCAUGUUCUGAGGAUGUGGAUGUCAGAAAACUUGAACUGGAUAUAGAAUCUGUCAUAGUUGAUAACGUACGGUUGUCAUUGAAUGGUACUCUUGAGGGAUCGGUUGAACAAGAGAUGAAAGAAAAAGAGAUGUUGCAUAAAAAGAAAGAACAUUUGUCAGAUGAGCUUCAGGAGCUACUUGCUCUGGUAAAGGCAAAGGAGAAGGAGAUUGACGAGAACGACUUCCAAAUAAAGGAAGUUGAAGAAAGAAUUAAUAAUGUGGUCUCUGGCUACAAGGAAUUGCAAACAAGCCUGGAUAAAAUGUUCAACAAUGUGCAAGCGGGUCUCUCCCAGAUUGAUAGGGAAACUGAAGCUUUAUCAAAGAGAAAGACAGACAUGGACACGUUUUUGGCAUCUGAGAAGGAGAGAGGGGCCAAACUCCGUGAUCUUGUCACUGUUUCAGCAGAUGAAGCAUAUGAAUAUGAGGAAGUUAUUAAAUUGCGAAAAUCUCUGAUGUCUUAUGUCUCAAAAACUAGAGAAGAGAGAGCCAAGCUUGUAAAUAUCGAAGAGAAGCUUUCUGAGGAAGUCCAGAGGCUACAGGAGGAGGUUUCCAGUACCCGAGAGUCAAUAAAGGAGCAAUCUUCUAGAAAGUCGAUCAUCCAACAGAAUAUUACAUCUUUCAUGGAUAAAAUCAUGUUCAUAGAGAAAAGGAUGCCGGAGCUUGAAGCAGAGAAGAAAGUGGCUGCCUCAACGAGAAAUUUCAAAGAAGCUGGAAGAAUAGCUGCAGAAGUUAAGUCGUUAAAUCUAGAAAAGGAUAGGAUACAGAUCGAAACAGGAAAAGCUAACGCUGAGCUCGAAAAAGCAGAGCAUGAGAUUGAAGAAACCAUCAAGAAGCUACAGGAGUUAGAGAAGUUGAUUUUGUCAAAAGAAAAAGAAUUGGCUAUCAGUAGAUUCCAGAGGUUGCGGAUUGACAGUGGCACUGCAAAAGCCGAGAGAUCAGCUGCUCUAGAGCUGAGCGACCUUGAAGAAGCUAAUCUUCUGCUUGAGGAAGCACAGGAAGCAGAAUCCGAAGCAGAGAAGCUUAAACUCACAUGCGGUCUCAAAGAGGAAGACGAAGAAGAAGAGGCAAAAUCUGGUGAAGGUUUUGUCUCAAUGGAACUUAUAGCCACCUUCGGUCUGAAAAAAUUACAAGAACUGGCAGAAUCUGUUCCGUCUUAACUCUGAAGCUGCUUCAGGUUCGAUUGUAGAGACUAAAGGCGCGCAGAGAUGAUCAAGGAAAAGAUUGAAGCGGUUUUGUUGAUUCAUCAUCCUUUACUUUACUCCACAUGUAUCAUUUUGUUUCUGGGAUCCAUGUUUGAUUGAUUGCUUAAUGAAAGAAAAGAGUGCAAGCUUGUUCAAGCAACCACUUGCAAGUUGCAGCCCAAUAAUGAAUA
Eutrema salsugineum is the source of this 2507-nucleotide messenger RNA. Its product is annotated as myosin-11. Bases 76 to 2292 code for a protein of 738 amino acids. The transcript is spliced from 3 exons. The record is from RefSeq and is a predicted model, not a curated record. Lineage: Eukaryota; Viridiplantae; Streptophyta; Magnoliopsida; Brassicales; Brassicaceae.